Messenger RNA from Uncinocarpus reesii 1704, 729 nucleotides. RefSeq lists its product as uncharacterized. NCBI's taxonomy places the organism in Eukaryota, Fungi, Ascomycota, Eurotiomycetes, Onygenales, Onygenaceae. The coding region runs from base 1 to 729 and encodes 242 amino acids. The record is from RefSeq and is a predicted model, not a curated record. The transcript has a single exon. Gene Ontology annotation, molecular function: glyoxalase III activity.
AUGCCGCUUCCCCGAAGAGCUUUACUGGCUGUAACCAGUGCACACCCGCCAUUUUGGCCGGACGGGAAGAAGACCGGGCUCUUCUUCUCCGAAGCCUUACAUCCCUAUAAUGAGUUAACGGCGGCGGGUUUCGAAGUUGACGUUGCCUCCGAAACGGGGACCUUUGCAUGGGACGAACACUCUCUUACCCCAUCGUUCCUCUCCAAAGAAGAUGAAAAGGUUUAUAACUCCGAGCAGAGUCCCUUCAUGCAGAAGAUGAACAAGCAGGUGUUCAAGGCUGAUGACUUAACACCACACGACUAUGGACUUGUAUUCGUGUGUGGAGGGCACGGAGCAUUGUACGACUUUCCGCAUGCCAAACAUAUCCAGCACAUCGCACAGGACGUUUAUAAGCGCGGCGGAGUUAUUGGAGCGGUUUGUCACGGGCCGGUUAUGCUGCCAGGAAUCUUGGACGAGAACGGAGAUUCGAUCAUUAAGGAUAAAACCGUCACUGGAUUCACGACAAACGGCGAACUCAUGUUGAAAGUCAUCGACCAGAUGCGGAACGAUAAAUUGCAUACAGUCGCUGAAUUAGCCACCAACGCUCACGCCGAGUAUGUCGAACCAGGAGACCCUUUCGAUAACUUUUGCAAAGUCGAUGGAAGAGUGGUUACGGGAGCGAACCCCCAGAGUGCAACACACACGGCGCUAGACACUAUUAAAGUGUUUGAAGGAAUUGCGAAGGAAUAA